UUCCUGAUCAAAAGCUCCAGGGGUUGCUUGUUUUUUGUAGUCAGCAUUUAGAGGGAUAUACUUAUAUACAGUGAACUUUUGGAAUCGAGUUAGACAAUCAGUGAUGUUUCAUGCCCUGGUGAACAAACCACAAGGUUUAUUAAGGAAAUGUUGCUUUUACAGACCAGAAGAAAAAUCAAGAUAAGAGAAGAUUACCUUCCACAACAGCAUAUAUAUUUUUCCAAGAAAAUAUACUCAUCAUGAGUGCCAAAACAGGUACAAACAAGAGUCACACUUCUAAACCAGAAGGCCUCGCACUUGCAGCAGCUGCUUUGCAGGACCACAUUUUACACAGCCUGCAUCUACAGAACAUGUCCUUAAGCAACCCUUUGAAGACAAAGCUUUGCAUGAAAUAUAAGGGUUGCAAACCAUCCACCACACAUUCUGUACAAGCAGUCGUAGAUAGUGGUUUAAGAAGAAGAAAAACAACCUACUGUAAUCUGAAAGGAGCUGCAGAUGAUCAGGACAAGGAAUAUGUUCUUGAUCCCAGCCCUUCACCACUUUCACUAGCUCAAAAGCUUGGCUUGGUUGAAACUCCUGUGGCACCUCUUUCAACAGAAGAAUGGGCAAAAGUGAAGAAAAGAUCAGUGGAGCAGGGGGAUUCUUCCCAACCUUGCGUGAUUUGCAAAGAGGAAUUUGGACUACAACAACAGGUGCUGCUUUCAUGUUCUCAUGUCUUUCACAGGGUUUGUUUGCAAUCUUUUGAAAGAUUCUCUGGCAGAAAAACAUGCCCGUUAUGUAGAAAGGAACAAUACCAGACAAGAGUGAUACAUGAUGGUACAAAUAAGUAUAAAAAUAAGUGUGCAGCAAAAAUUCAGGCCUUGUGGCGUGGCUAUAUUGUUCGUAAAUGGUACAGGCACUUGAGAAAAACGGUACCCCCAAAGGAUAAAACAUUAAGGAAAAGAUUCUAUGAAGAAAAGUUUCAGGAAAUAAGCAACAGGCUACUGAAAUCAUGUGAAACAAAUGUUGAAGAAUUCAUUUCAGAAAUUGAUCAGUGUUUGACUGCUAAUUCUAACAUGCUCCAGAAGUUGGACAACUUAUGUAGCCCUACCAUUUCUGAUGAAGAAUGGCAGAAAAUACAGCUAAAGGCUAUUCAACGAGAGACUAUGGACUGCCCCAUAUGUAUAACUCCACUCAGCCAUAGCAGCAGUUUCCCAGGUUCCUCUGUGCCUGACAGUGGUGACCAGUACCAUUCUUCACGUCAGAUGGUGCUCCUGUCCUGCUCACAUCUUUUUCAUCACACCUGUCUGCAGGCAUUUGAAGACUUAACCAUUGAGCGGAAACUUAUUUGCCCGUUAUGCAGAUCAUUCUAUCAAAAGAGGGUUCUCUGAUAUUAAAAUAUGUGCAGUCGAUUGUCAGACUAACUAAAUAUUGUUAUUGUCCAGUUUUUUCAUGUAAUAAUAUAUGAUAUAUAGUUAAAACUGUGAUUCUCAACAUUUAAGUGUGAUGUAGUAUUCAUGCAGUUGCAUAUGACUUGCACAUUACCUAAUGUCUGUUUCUUCUUUGUCAUGGAUCACGUAUAUUACUGAAACUUAAUCAUUAAGAAAUUGGUGAACUUUUUUCAGUCUGUCAAAGGAUAGCAUAAAUAAAUCACAGCGAAAAUAGGCUAUUCAACUGAUUGCAAAGUGACUCAAAAGUACACGUCAGUUAAAUUUUUAUGGCAUCUUUGAUAAUAUUAAGAGGAAGGCCUCUGCCACUACAGAAGAAUUUGUUAUUUAUA
Protopterus annectens (West African lungfish) is the source of this 1759-nucleotide messenger RNA. RefSeq names its product ring finger protein 32 (gene RNF32). Gene Ontology annotation, molecular function: protein binding. Bases 240 to 1370 code for a protein of 376 amino acids. The transcript has 9 exons. NCBI's taxonomy places the organism in Eukaryota, Metazoa, Chordata, Ceratodontiformes, Protopteridae. The record is from RefSeq and is a predicted model, not a curated record.